AUGGCGGACACCGAGGAGCCGCAGUUCAACACGCUCGCCGAGCGGAUCGCUGCUCUCAACAAGCAGAAGAACUUCAACGGCUCCGACGCCCCGCGAAAGAAGCCACCGCCUCCGGCUCCUCCUGUACGCACCACCAACGGCUCGACCCCGUCACAUCAUCAUGUGAACCCGACAGUGCCUCCGAGACCGAACCGAAACAACCCCCCGCCUCUGCCUCGGCGCGACACCCAGUCUUCGACCGCCUCGGGCGGCGAUGUGGCCACCCAACUCAACGGCAGUCGGCCUGUCCCCCCUCCGCUCCCUUCGCGAACCUCGUCGUCGACAUUGCCGUCUCCAGCGCAGCUCCCUCGCCGUGCCUCGACCCAGUCUGGCUUGUUGACCGCCCGGCGCAAUUCCGGCUCCUCUGAAAUAUCCCAGCACUCAACCAUAUCGUCCACAUCCAUCGGGCACGCCUCGUCUGCUUCGAGUUAUGGCUCCAAUGGCGGUGCAGGCCAACGCAAGCUGGCUCCGGUGUUCGACCCUGCCAGUUUACCUCCGCUGCCACCAACCAGGCGAGAGCUCGAGGCCAAGGCGAAGGAGGCUGCGGCCGCCGAGGCAGUGGAAAGGGACGCCCGGGCUAAAGAGUAUGCGGCCAAACAAGCAGCCAAAUCCAAGACACCACAACCGUCCGCGACGCCGCCCGUCCCUUCAAGACCAACUCUACCACCACGUUUGCCGUCGAGGCCUGCAAAGUCUCCGAACCCUCCCGUGCCGGUGCCAGUGACUAGAACGGAGCCGGAAGAAGACCCAAAGCCGCCCCCUCGCAAACUACCCCCUAUUCGGGGCUUCGGCAACGGGCAGUCGACGACGGAGCGCCCGCCUAUUCCGACUCGGCCAUCUGCGUCGGCCGAUGAUGCGCCACCACCAAUUCCUGUCUCGUCACGGCCGUCGGCAGCCCAGAUCGAUGCAGCCUCGUCCAGGACUGCGGAGCCACCAAAGCCGCUGAACGACUGUUGGGUGUGCCGUGACUGGAGCGGCCCGGACGGCGUCGCAGCCCAGUUUCCGCGACAGUCACUUCCACGGAACGAUCCCGUAGGACACCUGGCGCGUGGCCUGUGUGAGCCGUUCCCGUCGUACACUGAUAAGGCACGCGCCAUCUUUACUUGGUUCCACCACAACAUCUUCUACGAUACCGUGGCCUUCUUCGGCAAUAACGUGCGGCACAUGUCUGUCGAGGAGACAAUUUUCAGUGGCAAAGCUGUCUGCCAGGGAUACGCUGAGACGUACAAGGCGAUUGCCAACCGGGCAGGGCUUGAUUGUGUCGUCGUCGGCGGGCAUGGCAAGGGUUUUGGCCAUACGCCCCUCAAAAAGGGGGAGCGGCCGCCUCCGCCCAAGCCUGACGGCCAUGCGUGGAACGCCGUGCGGAUAGAUGGCGGAGGAUGGAAACUGUUGGACGCUUGCUGGGGUGCUGGCCAUAUUUGUGGCAACAACAAUCUCUACAAGCAGGAGUUCUCGCCGAAGGAAUUCACGAGCAGCAACGAGAGCUUUGGUCUGCGACAUUUCCCCAGCAAUCCAAGCUAUCAGUACCGAAGCGAUGGGCGCGCGGUCUCCUGGGAGGAAUACUUCCGAGGUCGGGUAGAUGGCGAGCCGCCCGUCUUUUAUACCAACGGUCAUCAAGAAGGCCUAUCGGAGGAGAGCGUGGAACCGAAAGAGGCAGACGUUUCCGUAUACAGCGGGCAGGUGGUUCGAUUCCAGUUCUCCAAGAUCUGCGAGCACUGGACGUCCGAGAAGGACGGCCUGGGGAAACCGCCUCUCUUGCUACUCAGCAUACAUGGCGUUGACGGACGUAAGGACGAAAUGGUGCCCAUCGAAACCAAUGGGUACUGGCAUUGGAUAGACGUCAAUGCCCGGGACUUGGGCGCGCCGGGCCAGUCUGUACAGGUCGCCAUGCUGACGAGCAUUGACGGGAAGGACGGCCGUGGAGUGACGGCGAAGGAGUUCCUGUCCAAGAAGGGCCGCGUAGGCAUGGCGUGGUCGUACAUCCUGAAGUGGAACCUGGUUUGA
Messenger RNA from Purpureocillium lilacinum, 2043 nucleotides. RefSeq lists its product as uncharacterized. Gene Ontology annotation, cellular component: cytoplasm. The record is from RefSeq and is a predicted model, not a curated record. NCBI's taxonomy places the organism in Eukaryota, Fungi, Ascomycota, Sordariomycetes, Hypocreales, Ophiocordycipitaceae.